Messenger RNA from Homo sapiens (human), 3820 nucleotides. It is a transcript of the gene BAG1, whose product is annotated as BAG cochaperone 1. Lineage: Eukaryota; Metazoa; Chordata; Mammalia; Primates; Hominidae. Gene Ontology annotation, cellular component: cytoplasm; nucleus. The record is from RefSeq and is marked reviewed. The transcript is spliced from 7 exons. Gene Ontology annotation, molecular function: protein-folding chaperone binding. Gene Ontology annotation, biological process: protein folding; negative regulation of apoptotic process.
AGCUUCCAUCGCUGGGCGGUCAACAAGUGCGGGCCUGGCUCAGCGCGGGGGGGCGCGGAGACCGCGAGGCGACCGGGAGCGGCUGGGUUCCCGGCUGCGCGCCCUUCGGCCAGGCCGGGAGCCGCGCCAGUCGGAGCCCCCGGCCCAGCGUGGUCCGCCUCCCUCUGGGCGUCCACCUGCCCGGAGUACUGCCAGCGGGCAUGACCGACCCACCAGGGGCGCCGCCGCCGGCGCUCGCAGGCCGCGGAUGAAGAAGAAAACCCGGCGCCGCUCGACCCGGAGCGAGGAGUUGACCCGGAGCGAGGAGUUGACCCUGAGUGAGGAAGCGACCUGGAGUGAAGAGGCGACCCAGAGUGAGGAGGCGACCCAGGGCGAAGAGAUGAAUCGGAGCCAGGAGGUGACCCGGGACGAGGAGUCGACCCGGAGCGAGGAGGUGACCAGGGAGGAAAUGGCGGCAGCUGGGCUCACCGUGACUGUCACCCACAGCAAUGAGAAGCACGACCUUCAUGUUACCUCCCAGCAGGGCAGCAGUGAACCAGUUGUCCAAGACCUGGCCCAGGUUGUUGAAGAGGUCAUAGGGGUUCCACAGUCUUUUCAGAAACUCAUAUUUAAGGGAAAAUCUCUGAAGGAAAUGGAAACACCGUUGUCAGCACUUGGAAUACAAGAUGGUUGCCGGGUCAUGUUAAUUGGGAAAAAGAACAGUCCACAGGAAGAGGUUGAACUAAAGAAGUUGAAACAUUUGGAGAAGUCUGUGGAGAAGAUAGCUGACCAGCUGGAAGAGUUGAAUAAAGAGCUUACUGGAAUCCAGCAGGGUUUUCUGCCCAAGGAUUUGCAAGCUGAAGCUCUCUGCAAACUUGAUAGGAGAGUAAAAGCCACAAUAGAGCAGUUUAUGAAGAUCUUGGAGGAGAUUGACACACUGAUCCUGCCAGAAAAUUUCAAAGACAGUAGAUUGAAAAGGAAAGGCUUGGUAAAAAAGGUUCAGGCAUUCCUAGCCGAGUGUGACACAGUGGAGCAGAACAUCUGCCAGGAGACUGAGCGGCUGCAGUCUACAAACUUUGCCCUGGCCGAGUGAGGUGUAGCAGAAAAAGGCUGUGCUGCCCUGAAGAAUGGCGCCACCAGCUCUGCCGUCUCUGGAGCGGAAUUUACCUGAUUUCUUCAGGGCUGCUGGGGGCAACUGGCCAUUUGCCAAUUUUCCUACUCUCACACUGGUUCUCAAUGAAAAAUAGUGUCUUUGUGAUUUUGAGUAAAGCUCCUAUCUGUUUUCUCCUUCUGUCUCUGUGGUUGUACUGUCCAGCAAUCCACCUUUUCUGGAGAGGGCCACCUCUGCCCAAAUUUUCCCAGCUGUUUGGACCUCUGGGUGCUUUCUUUGGGCUGGUGAGAGCUCUAAUUUGCCUUGGGCCAGUUUCAGGUUUAUAGGCCCCCUCAGUCUUCAGAUACAUGAGGGCUUCUUUGCUCUUGUGAUCGUGUAGUCCCAUAGCUGUAAAACCAGAAUCACCAGGAGGUUGCACCUAGUCAGGAAUAUUGGGAAUGGCCUAGAACAAGGUGUUUGGCACAUAAGUAGACCACUUAUCCCUCAUUGUGACCUAAUUCCAGAGCAUCUGGCUGGGUUGUUGGGUUCUAGACUUUGUCCUCACCUCCCAGUGACCCUGACUAGCCACAGGCCAUGAGAUACCAGGGGGCCGUUCCUUGGAUGGAGCCUGUGGUUGAUGCAAGGCUUCCUUGUCCCCAAGCAAGUCUUCAGAAGGUUAGAACCCAGUGUUGACUGAGUCUGUGCUUGAAACCAGGCCAGAGCCAUGGAUUAGGAAGGGCAAAGAGAAGGCACCAGAAUGAGUAAAGCAGGCAGGUGGUGAAGCCAACCAUAAACUUCUCAGGAGUGACAUGUGCUUCCUUCAAAGGCAUUUUUGUUAACCAUAUCCUUCUGAGUUCUAUGUUUCCUUCACAGCUGUUCUAUCCAUUUUGUGGACUGUCCCCCACCCCCACCCCAUCAUUGUUUUUAAAAAAUUAAGGCCUGGCGCAGCAGCUCAUGCCUAUAAUCCCAGCACUUUGGGAGGCUGAGGCGGGCGGAUCACUUGAGGCCAGGAGUUUGAGACCAGCCCAGGCAACAUAGCAAAACCCCAUUCUGCUUUAAAAAAAAAAAAAAAAAAAAUUAGCUUGGCGUAGUGGCAUGUGCCUAUAAUCCCAGCUACUGGGGAGGCUGAGGCACAAGAAUCAUUUGAACCUGGGAGGUAGAGGUUGCUGUGAGCCGAGAUUACGCCCCUGCACUCCAGCCUGGGUCACAGAGUGAGACUCCAUCUCAGAAAAAAAAAAAAUUGAGUCAGGUGCAGUAGCUCCUUCCUGUAGUCCCAGCUACUUGGGAGGCUGAGGCUAGAGGAUCACUUGAGCCCAGGAGUUUGAGUCUAGUCUGGGCAACAUAGCAAGACCCCAUCUCUAAAAUUUAAGUAAGUAAAAGUAGAUAAAUAAAAAGAAAAAAAAACUGUUUAUGUGCUCAUCAUAAAGUAGAAGAGUGGUUUGCUUUUUUUUUUUUUUUUGGAUUAAUGAGGAAAUCAUUCUGUGGCUCUAGUCAUAAUUUAUGCUUAAUAACAUUGAUAGUAGCCCUUUGCGCUAUAACUCUACCUAAAGACUCACAUCAUUUGGCAGAGAGAGAGUCGUUGAAGUCCCAGGAAUUCAGGACUGGGCAGGUUAAGACCUCAGACAAGGUAGUAGAGGUAGACUUGUGGACAAGGCUCGGGUCCCAGCCCACCGCACCCCAACUUUAAUCAGAGUGGUUCACUAUUGAUCUAUUUUUGUGUGAUAGCUGUGUGGCGUGGGCCACAACAUUUAAUGAGAAGUUACUGUGCACCAAACUGCCGAACACCAUUCUAAACUAUUCAUAUAUAUUAGUCAUUUAAUUCUUACAUAACUUGAGAGGUAGACAGAUAUCCUUAUUUUAGAGAUGAGGAAACCAAGAGAACUUAGGUCAUUAGCGCAAGGUUGUAGAGUAAGCGGCAAAGCCAAGACACAAAGCUGGGUGGUUUGGUUUCAGAGCCAGUGCUUUUCCCCUCUACUGUACUGCCUCUCAACCAACACAGGGUUGCACAGGCCCAUUCUCUGAUUUUUUUCCUCUUGUCCUCUGCCUCUCCCUCUAGCUCCCACUUCCUCUCUGCUCUAGUUCAUUUUCUUUAGAGCAGCCCGAGUGAUCAUGAAGUGCAAAUCUUGCCAUGUCAGUCCCCUGCUUAGAACCCUCCAAUGGCUCACUUUCUCUUUAGGCAAAAGUCUUUACCCCAUGCCUUCUCCCAUCUCAUCUCAACCCCCUCAUUUGUUGGCUGUCUGCUGUCAGCCACUCUUCUUUCAGGUCCUCAGAUGCACUGCACCCUCUCCUGCCUGGGGGUCUUUGCUCCUGCUACUACCUCUGCUUGAACAGCUCCUCACCUUCCUUCCUCCAACCCUACCCUUGUAUAGGUGACUUUUGUUCAUCCUUCAGAAUUCAACUCACAUGUCUCUUGCAUGGAGAACCCUCACCUACUGUGUUGAGACCCUGUCCAGCCCCCAGGUGGGAUCCUCUCUCGACUUCCCAUACAUUUCUUUCACAGCAUUUACAUAGUCCAUGAUAGUUUACUUGUGGGAUUAUUUGGUUAAUCUUUGCCUUUAACACCAGGGUUCCUUGGGUGAAGGAGCUUCUUUAUCUUGGUAACAGCAUUAUUUCAAGCAUAACUUGUAAUAUAGUUAUAUUACAUAUAUAACAUAUAUAUAUAUAACAUAACAUAUAUAACAUAUAUAACAAGCAUAACUUGUUAUAUAGUCUUGUAUAUAGUAAGACCUCAAUAAAUAUUUGGAGAACAAA